AUGGACUCUGAGAAAAACGAAGAAGACAGCAAAAGCUUCUCUCCAUCCGAGCCAAAGCUCUGCUUCAAUGGCUGCGGCUUUUUCGGAACAGCUGCUAACAUGAACCUCUGCUCCAAAUGUUAUCACGACCUCAGAAUCACCGAAGAGCAAGCCGCUUCAGCUAAAACCGCUGUUGCGUCAUCAUCAACGAACAGCAGAUUCAGCGACGGAGGUGAAACGACAGCGUUUUCUCCGCAACAGAGUACAAGAUUUCAUAGAAGCAAAGAUCCAUGGCGAUUUCGAGCUCUGUUUAUAUUCGUGUCACUCUUCUUCUUACCUGCUUCGCACGGCAUCGAUUUUGAAUACUGCAACGGUAGUGGAUACGACUACAUAAGCGUCGCUGGUGUGGAGAUCUCUUACGUUGAGCCUAACAACGUAACAACCAUUUCGAUAGCCGGUUCUACAAGUGGUGGUUACCUCUAUCUAGAAAAUGUACGUCUAUAUUUUAAGGUCCCAUAUUUUAAAACAACAGGCGAGGAGUCCAUCAUCUAUUCAAAAUAUUACAAAAUCAACAAAGUCUGCAAUAAGACUAGAUGCCCUUUUGAUUCUAGCACCUUUGAGCUCAAUCUUCCUGUUCUCCCUUCGAGUGAUUUACCCAGGGUUGAUUACAAGGUUGAGAUAUCCUUGUUGGAUGGUGUGGAAAGAGUAGCAAUGUGCAUCGCCAUGAACUUUCCGGCUUAUUCUUCUCCCUCAUUCUCUUCUGCCUAG
This is a messenger RNA of Microthlaspi erraticum, 747 nucleotides long. The record is from the annotation of a GenBank genome assembly. NCBI's taxonomy places the organism in Eukaryota, Viridiplantae, Streptophyta, Magnoliopsida, Brassicales, Brassicaceae.